AAACGAAAACAAAAUGUGAAAAAAGUAAAACUUGAUAAUUUUCGCCCAACAGAACAGAAGUUGACAGACUUGACUUAAGUUACAUUUCUUGAAAAACAGGUUCAAGACUUCAAUUCAAAGAAACAAAAAAUAUCUUAAAAUUCUCUAAACCGUGCAGAGCCACAUAUAGCUGCAAAUCUGUAGUUCAGACAUUAAACUUCUUAUUAUGGCUGAAUCCAUACAUAUAGAUGUUAAAGAUGAUGAUAUUGGUAGCGACAAGACACGAGCCGCCGCGGAUUGCUUUAAUCGAAAGGUAACUAGACUAGAAAGAUUAUUCCUGAUCUCCAAUCUCAUCUUAGAACUUCCAUCAGCGGCUUUCGAUCAACUAUCAUCUGUGCAUAAGCCUCAGUAUGCACUAUUUAGCAUGUUAAUGUCUUUCACAAUCUUGAUCAUUUCGAUCAUUGACCUUGUGUACAAGAUUCAAACCGAAGGCGUAAUUUGGAUGACGAAAGGAUGGAUACCCUGGUUUUAUUAUCGACAUCCGGAUCUCAAGCGAUUUGGAAACUUUCCAGACAUUGUUGGAUUCAUUUUCGCGAUCUUCCAAUGCAUUUUCGCAUCGUUAUCAUACGUGUUUGUGACUCGACAGAUCAACAAUCCGAUCAAAAUAUCCUAUUGGCCUAUGAUAUUUGCUUUUGCCAUACUGUAUUCAAGAUUUUCAGGAAAUCAAAAAUCAAAAAAAACUACAAAGAUAAGGAGAUUGACUAGAGUCACGGAAUUCAGUUUCGCAGAGCUUGCUGCCGCAACUGAUAAUUUUUCGCUACAAAACAAGCUUGGUGCAGGACCUUUUAGCAUUGUCUAUAGAGGGAAACUAGUAGAUGGUAGUGAAGUAGUGGUAAAAAGAGGGGAGAAAGGUCAUGAAAGGAAUAUUUCUGAAGAGCAAGACAAAGCUUUCGAUUCUGAAUUUGAAUUCCUGUCGAGGCUUCAUCACAAACAUCUAGUUGGACUAAUCGGAUUUUCCGAAGAUGAAAACGAGAAACUUUUAGUCUAUGAGUACAUGGUAAACGGAGAUUUGCAUACGCAUUUGCAUGACAAGAAAUUCAAUGAAAUGAACAAUAAUAUGAUAAGUUCAUGGAAAACAAGAAUCAAAAUUGCUUUAGAUGCAGCUAGAGGAAUCGAUUAUCUUCACAACUACGCAGUCCCGCCGGUAAUUCAUAGAGGCAUCAAAUCUUCCAACAUUUUGCUUGACUCAAAUUGGACUGCAAGAAUUGCAGACUUUGCAUUUUCUGCUCCUGAAUCAAAAAACGGUUACAAAUCAAUGAACGCAAUCGAAGCAGUUGGAUACAUCGAUCCUGAGUACUCUACUCGAAAAGUGUUAACUCCAAAAAGUGAUGUGUAUAGUUUCGGCGUUGUAUUGUUAGAACUUUUGACUGGGAAGAAAGCUAUAUUCACGGAUGAUGCUUAUGAUAGUGGAGGAAUAUCAAGAAGUGUAGUGGACUUUGCAGUGCCGCAAAUAUUAUCCGGUGACGUUGUUAAUGUUUUAGACCCUAGGGUCAUUCGACCGAAGCUUAAAGACGCAGAAGCAGUAGAAAUGGUGGCAUAUACUGCAGCUAAUUGUGCGAAUUUGGACGCGAAAGAGAGGCCAAAUAUAAGUGAAGUAGUAGCCAACUUGGAGCGAAGUUUGGCUCUCGGUUUUGCAAAUAGUAAUGAUGGUUUAGAACUUCCGACUAGGGGGCGAGCAAAAACAGAACUAGAUCAUUCCAAAGAUAAAAUCUCAUAGUUCGCUUACACGACUUCUCUUAACAGAGUUUUCAGAAAUCUACACCUUGUGGAAACUAUAGAGAACGUAAUUGAAGCUGCAGAGUUUGUGUCUAUUGGAUGCUAGUUGUAUUCGUAAUUAGACAUGAUCAGUCCUAUUGUUGUUGAAGCUAUAAAGCAGCAAAAUAGAGCAAAUCGAAUUAGAAAUGCCGAAAUGGCAACUUGAUAGCUUUUGCUGACCGCUAUGUUGCAUGGAAAUAAAAACAAAAAUAUUAGUUCAAA
This is a messenger RNA of Mercurialis annua (annual mercury), 2016 nucleotides long. RefSeq names its product putative serine/threonine-protein kinase-like protein CCR3. The transcript is spliced from 2 exons. The coding region runs from base 206 to 1756 and encodes 516 amino acids. Gene Ontology annotation, molecular function: ATP binding; protein serine/threonine kinase activity. Gene Ontology annotation, biological process: protein phosphorylation. The record is from RefSeq and is a predicted model, not a curated record. Lineage: Eukaryota; Viridiplantae; Streptophyta; Magnoliopsida; Malpighiales; Euphorbiaceae.